AUGACUUAUUCCUCUACUACCACUACUACUGCCGCCUCUGCUAUCAACAGUACUACGGCUACUACUACCAAGCAACAGCAACAAGCAUCCAUCAGCAGAUUGACUGAACCAAAGAGAUAUACCAGAGAUCAAAUCAUGGCCAUGGCAAGAUGCGAAUAUGCUCGCCAAUUAUGCGUUUACACAAAAGCUCAGUUAUCGAAAGGCGAAGAUUUAAUGCUCUCUCCAUCCACAUCGUCCAACUCAGUGUCAACAAAUCCUGCUACACCACCUACAGCAAGAAUGAUAUGCUAG
Mucor velutinosus is the source of this 291-nucleotide messenger RNA. RefSeq lists its product as uncharacterized. Bases 1 to 291 code for a protein of 96 amino acids. The transcript has a single exon. The record is from RefSeq and is a predicted model, not a curated record. NCBI's taxonomy places the organism in Eukaryota, Fungi, Mucoromycota, Mucoromycetes, Mucorales, Mucoraceae.